This is a messenger RNA of Closterium sp. Naga37s-1, 1722 nucleotides long. NCBI's taxonomy places the organism in Eukaryota, Viridiplantae, Streptophyta, Zygnematophyceae, Desmidiales, Closteriaceae. The record is from the annotation of a GenBank genome assembly.
AUGACGCAGUCGCGCGCUCCUCUUCUCAUCUCCCUCCCUUCCGAUCACAUCUCUUACCCCUCGCACUCCAAUCUCCUGCCGCCGGUGCCGCCAAAUCCGCCGUCAUCCCCGUUACUAUCCUCCUCGAUCCUCGUUAACAUCUUCCAUUGGCCGGACAUGGCGGAUUUGAUUCCGCCGCUGGCGUGGCUGCAUAUAACGGUGGGCGUCGUAGGCGUGCUGAUCAUGACCUACACCUUCAUGAUGCGCAAGCUGAAAGAGGAUCUGCUUAUAUCGGAGACGUUCGCGGCGCUGGUGGUGGGCGUGCUGCUGGGGCCGCACUGCAUCCGCGUCUUGGACCCGCAUGGCGCCUUGGGGGAAGAAACGGCGCUAGCGGUGCUGCAAGAGGUGAGUGCUCAGCUCGCUCCCCUUCCCCCAUGCCUUGAUCCCUUCCGUCAGCCGGAAUGGCAGCAGCUUCCGCCAUCAUCCCACUCAUAUCCCACCCAACCCCCCUCCGUCUCUCUCCCCCAGCUCUCCCGCUUGGUGUUGGCAGUGCAGCUCGUAUCUGCGGGGCUGGGCCUGCCUCUCAAGUACGUGGAGCGGCAGUGGCGGACGCUGGCCGUGCUGCUGGCCCCCACCAUGCUCGCCACGCUGGGCAUCUCCUUCGCCCUCGCGCUCGCACUGCUGCCGCACGCGGGCGUGGGGUGGCAGACGUGCCUGCUCGUGGCGGCGUGCCUCACGCCCACGGACCCAGUGCUCGCCUCCACCGUCCUGCAGGGCCGCUUCGCUGAGAUGUGCGUCCACAGGGGUGGGCACCUGCCAGCGCCCCUACGCUUCAUGUUGCAGGCGGAGAGUGGGGCAAACGACGGCAUGGCCCUGCCGUACGUGUCACUUCCCAUCGCACUGCUGCUGCAGCCCACUCUCAAGCUCGCGCUCACCAACUGGCUCGCCGUCUCCUGCGCCUACCAGGUGGGCUUGGCAAUAGCAGCGGGCAUGCUGUACGGGCUGGUAGCGCGCGGUCUGCUGCUGCUGGGCGACCGCUACGGGCUGAUAGACGAGCCGUCCUUCCUCGCUCACAUCAUCGGCCUUGCGCUCGGCGCCCUGGGGCUUGUUCGGGCCGUCGGUGCGAGCGGGGUGCUGGCAGUAUUCGUAGCAACAAUCGCCUUCUCCAGCCGGGAGCCCACAGCAGAGGAGGGGCGGUACGACGCGAUCAACGGCAUAGAGAUCAUAGUCACCAUCACCUACUUCACCUACUUCGGCGCAUUCCUCCCCUUCGCCGCCUGGCGUGCCCUCGGCAUCCCCCGCCUGCUGCUCUUCAGCGCGCUCGUCCUGCUGCUGCGGCGCCUGCCCGUGCUGCUCGCGCUCGCUCCCUGCCUGCCGGAGCUGCACCGGCAGGUGGGGUCCAAGCGAGCGGUGUAUUGUCAGGCCGGGUUUGCGGGGUUCUUUGGGCCGAUUGGGGUGGGGGCUGUGCUGUAUGCGGCACAGGCGUGUGAGGAGCUGGGGGGGGAUGCGACAGCAGCGCACGUGGUGCUGUUUGUGGUGGUGGCGUCAGUGGUGGUGCAUGGGGUGACUGCUGCGCCCUUGUCUCGCCUGCUGUCGUCGUGUAUAAAGCGAGCCGAGGAGGAGCACAGGUUGCAGCAGCAGCAGCAAGAGCAGCAAGAGCAGGUGGAGCAGCAGCAGCGGGCGUUCGCUGCAUUGCCGUCAGUGGCAGCGUCACCUGCAAUGGACUUAAGUAGUGAAUGCUAG